Molecule: messenger RNA, 288 nt
Organism: Penicillium canariense
Lineage: Eukaryota; Fungi; Ascomycota; Eurotiomycetes; Eurotiales; Aspergillaceae
Exons: 2
Coding region: 1-288 (95 amino acids)
Source: RefSeq, a predicted model, not a curated record
AUGUACGGAGAAGACGGACCGCAGGACAGGAUCCAGUAUACAGCUCCGGCCUGCUCCACCGCGACCCGUACAGUAGUACUGUACGGUAUGUACUAUACCAUACACCAUACCAUUGUGACCCAUAUGCGCCAAGCCGCAGAGAUGUGCGCUACUGCGCGCAACAGCGUCCGUCCUCCACCUGUGUGCCACGAGGCUGACCCUGGGGCACGCAAGGGAGCUAGAAUCUGGAAGGAUUCUUUGUCUGGCCGCGUUUCGUUCCGUUCAGAUAGGAACCACGCCCCGCCGUAG